Molecule: messenger RNA, 1308 nt
Organism: Penicillium angulare
Lineage: Eukaryota; Fungi; Ascomycota; Eurotiomycetes; Eurotiales; Aspergillaceae
Product: translation initiation factor eIF2B subunit beta
Exons: 4
Coding region: 1-1308 (435 amino acids)
Biological process (GO): translational initiation
Cellular component (GO): eukaryotic translation initiation factor 2B complex
Molecular function (GO): translation initiation factor activity; guanyl-nucleotide exchange factor activity
Source: RefSeq, a predicted model, not a curated record
AUGCCGUCAACGGCUUUGGCUCUGACGCCGGGCCUGUCGUCUUUCUUGAAAUCGCUGAAGACGAAUCCCAUUGAUACUUCUAUUGAGAACUUAGUCUCGCUACUCAAGCGACGUCAAAUCCGCCAUUCUCGAUCAUGCGCCACAGCAACCGCCUACCUGCUCCUCCGAGUAGUAUCCGCAUGUCGUACUUCCGAGUCCACGAAGCUCAUUGAGCGUGUGCAAAGUGUUGGUAGACGUCUCAUGGCUGCGCAGCCGCGGGAGAUGGUAGUGGGAAAUAUUGUGCGACGAGUCCUCGGUCUCAUUCGUGACGAAGCGGAGGAUGACCGCGAAGCUGAAUUCGCACUCAGUGAAGCUGGAUCAGAGAGCCAGCCUCAGACUCCUCGUGCUUUCGACGAUUCAUCGAUGCCCUUGGAUCGGGAUAUGAUUGGUAUGCGAUCCGAUGGAGACCGAUCCUCACGACCUCCCUUGACGUCCAUGUUCAGCCUUCUUUCUCAUCCAGAGCCUGAAAACUCUCUACCUAGUACUCCCGGCUCCCAAUCUCCGAAUGCGCGUCUGUUCAGCCAUGGUCACCAAAAGGAUGUACGAGCUGAAGUUCUAGAGGGUAUUAACGAGAUCAUCGACGAGUUGGGUCAGGUGGACGACCAGAUCGCAGCUUAUGCGUUAGAUCACAUCCACUCCAACGAGAUUAUCCUUACACACACUUCCUCCACGACAGUACAGAAGUUCCUUCUGAAAGCUGCUGCCAAACGCAAGUUCACCGUCAUCAUUGCCGAAUCUUUUCCGAAUAACCAUGAAGCAACUCAUGCCACUGUAAGUGGUAAUAUUGUUGGUGACGACGAGAAUUUGAGCUUCGAUUCCUUCCAGAAACCCUUGAUCGCUCACGGCAUCACUGUGAUUCUCAUUCCCGACUCGGCUGUCUUUGCGCUUAUGUCCCGUGUCAAUAAAGUCAUUCUGGGUACGCAUUCAGUCCUUGCUAAUGGUGGUCUGGUGGCUGCUGCUGGCACUCGUGUCAUUGCCCGUGCCGCCAAGGUUCACCAGACCCCUGUCGUUGUUGUCAGUGGUGUCUACAAAUUGAGUCCCGUCUAUCCAUUUGACUUCGACUCGCUUAUUGAGUACGGUGACGCUAGCAAGGUUCUGCCUUUUGAGGACGGAGAUCUUGUUGAUAAGAUCGACGUGCAGAACCCCAUUUACGACUAUGUACCAGCAGAGCUGGUUGAUCUUUACAUUACCAAUUUGGGUGGCCAUGCUCCAUCAUAUCUUUACCGCAUUGUGUCUGAUCACUACCGCAAGGAGGAUAUCAGCUUCUAG